This is a messenger RNA of Penicillium atrosanguineum, 4416 nucleotides long. RefSeq lists its product as uncharacterized. Gene Ontology annotation, biological process: transmembrane transport. The record is from RefSeq and is a predicted model, not a curated record. NCBI's taxonomy places the organism in Eukaryota, Fungi, Ascomycota, Eurotiomycetes, Eurotiales, Aspergillaceae. The coding region runs from base 1 to 4416 and encodes 1471 amino acids. Gene Ontology annotation, molecular function: ATP binding; ABC-type transporter activity; ATP hydrolysis activity. Gene Ontology annotation, cellular component: membrane. The transcript is spliced from 15 exons.
AUGUUUUUGACGCGGGCCACGGGCACAUGCGACGAUGACCAAUUUGGGCCUAUCGUCACUGCAGCGGACUGUCGCGGAGGAUUCGACUUCACUGUCAUUUUCGAGGCCGGUAUCCUGAGCCUCGUUCCGGCCGUUUGUUUUCUCCUUGUGGCAUCUAUUCAUCUGCCCCACUUGCUCAGACAGCCUCGGAAGGUGCUCUCUUCGACAGUCCGAGUGGUCACACUGAGUGUCUCUGUGAUUUUUGCAGCUAUUCAAGUUGCAUUGCUUGUGCUUGUUGCGAAAAACCACCCCGUUGGAGGGCGCACACUGCUUGCAAGUGCCGUUCUCGACCUAUUAUCGGCGCUGGGAGUUAUACUGCUUCUUGACCUAGAGCACGUCCGGUCAAUUCGGCCAUCUUUCCUUGUCUCUGCGAAUCUGUUCAUCACACUGUUCUUUGACCUUGCGCGUGUGCGCACAGCGUGGCUGCUACCGGAAAAUAAGGUCUACUCUGCUUUUCUUUCUACUUCUUUGGCCAUCAAAUUAGUUCUUUUAUUGCUAGCUAGCGUUGAAAAGCAAAAAUGGCUUCUAACUACCGAGAAGUAUUAUUCCACUGAGAGCGUGAGUGGGCCUUUCACCCGAGGCUUAUUUACCUGGCUGAAUGGGCUGCUGUGGAGAGGGCACUUAGCGUCACUGGCUGAAGGUGAUCUCCCUGCCGUUCACGAGAAGCUAUUGUCUUCGCGGUUGUCUGUCCGAUUUGCAGAUGCGUGGGUCUGCUCCAACAAGGCUGGACAAAAUGCGUUACUUUGGGCAGUGAUCAAGUGCCUCCGCUGGGAAAUGGUAGCGAUCGCCUUCCCGCGGCUUUGCGUAGUGGGAUUUAGUAUUGCGCAGCCAUUCCUCAUUGGAAAAGUGGUCAGUGUCUUACAACGGACUGACUCUUUCUCACUCGACACCAGCUAUGGCUUAAUUGGAGCCACUGCAAUCGUCUUUGUCGGGAUUGCUGUUUCUAGAGCUUCUUAUGAGCACCUGGGAUACCGUGCUACAACUAUGAUCCGAGGAGGUCUGAUGAGUCUUGUGUUCCAGCAUAUGAUGGAUCUGCCACUGGGCAGCACAGACGAAUCCAGUGCAAUGUCGCUUAUAGGCUCUGACAUAGAAAUGCUUGCCGAAUAUUUUUAUUCGGUCGUCUGUGAGACUUGGGCAAACGCGCUCCAGUUAGCACUGGCUACGUGGUUGCUAAAAACCCAGGUCGGUGCGGUUUGCAUUGCUCCGAUUUUGGUAGUGACCAUAUUCACAGCUUCCUCAUUUGCGAUGGGCAAUGCUGUUUCCACUCGGCAAAAGGAAUGGCUUCGGGCCACCGAGAAGCGGAUCAACUUCACAACUUCCAUCCUUGGGUCUAUUCGCAACGUUAAGUUUCUCGGUUUAGCCGAGAUAAUGAGUUCCAAGAUCGAGGCAUUGCGCGUGGAGGAGCUUGAGGUUUCGAAGAGGUUCCGCCGGAUCCAGUCAAUUCGUGUCUGCAUGGUCAACUCCCCCAUAAUAAUCGGCCAGCUUGCUACAUUGGCUGCAUAUGCGAUAGUAGCAUUACUGCAGGGCUCUGGGGGCCUUGCUGUAAAUCAAGCCAUCUCCUCGUUGUCGCUUAUUAGCUUGAUGAUCACACCACUAAGCUACCUCUUGUUGGCGAUUCCAGACACAUUUGCUUCAGUAGGAUGCCUGCAUAGAAUACAGGAGUUCCUUAAGAGUCAGAAGCGCCGUGAGAAGAGACAGCUUCUCCGUCCAUUGUUGGCUCGCUCCACAUCAUCCAGCAACAUCUCUGGUAUUGAAUUGUCUCCCCUCUCACAGCUUCCACACGGCGAGAGAGAUGUAGUCCUAUCUCUACGGAAUGUCAAAUUUGGCUGGAAACCUCUUUCUAUAUCAGAGGGAAAUGGUGUAACAUUCACUCUGAAUGAUGCCGAUUCUGGCCAACUUGUCAUCCUUGUUGGUCCAGUCGGCUGCGGAAAAUCUACCUUUCUCAAGGGUCUGGCAGGUGACACGCCUGUGUUGGAAGGGGAGCUCUUCGUGAAGUACCCAGACUUGGCCUUCUGUGAAGACACACCAUGGCUAUCAAAUUCUUCAAUACGGAGUAAUAUUGUUGGCGAAUAUUCAUCUUCUACCUUUGAUCCUGACUGGUAUCGCACCGUUGUAAGCGCAUGUGCGCUGGACUUCGAUCUUGAGAAGAUGCCGGCGAACGACAAAACACUAGUCGGCAGUAAAGGUUCUAAGCUGAGUGGAGGACAGAGACAAAGAAUCGCCAUCGCACGAGCGGUCUAUGCUCGUAGACGCAUCGCUUGCUUUGACGACGUUCUAGGUAGCCUGGACAAUGUCACGGCCCGAAUUGUAUUUAAAAAUGUCUUCGGCACAGCUGGGCUCCUGCGUCAGCUGGGCUGUACUGUUUUUUUGGCUACUCACACUGCCCAUAAUUUGCCCCAGGCUGACUUGAUCAUGGUGUUCGGGGACAAUGGUCAAGUGGCCAAGCAAGGCAGCUAUGCCCAAAUUCGAGACGGCAUUGAUGGCUUCAUUCAGCUGAAUGAUGCUCAACUCACACAAACAGAUGAGGCAGAAGAAGGCAAGAAGUCCGCAGAUGUGGUGGUAGAGCCUCCGACUGCCGCUUUUAGUGCUUCUUCUUCCACAUAUAACAGUCGACGGACAACCGACCUUGCUGUAUAUAAGUAUUAUUUUUCUGCACUGGGUUGGUCACGAAUUGCUUCGUUGCUUCUCUUCCUAGUUACAGAUGCCGGUAUGGGCGGAUUCCGCUAUGUCUGGGUCAGCAUCUGGUCCUCCAGCAGUGACAACGAUUCGCGCCUAGGCUACUGGCUUGGACUGUAUGGAGCAUUCUCUGUGGUCCAAGCCCUUGCGCUUGUACUUGCUGUAUUCUGGACAUGGGUUAUUAUUGUCCCAUUGGCCUCCAGGAACCUUCAUACAACCGUGCUGAAGACUUGUAUUGGUGCUCCCUUAUCCUUUCUUUCUAACCUCGAUACGGGAGUUCUAGUAACACGUUUCAGUCAGGACAUGAGGCUAGUUGAUAUGAUCCUGCCUCGAGGCUUCAUAUCUACAGGGUUCCAGUUUUUCGGAGCUAUUGCUCAGGGCGCCACUGCCAUAGCCUCAUUGCCCUAUUUAGCAGCCGCUUUACCUAUUAUAAUUGCAGUCCUCUAUCUGAUUCAGAGGUUUUAUCUUCAAACAUCUCGUCAGCUGCGACUACUAGAAAAACUCAUGCAAAUCAUCUACAGAAUUGAGCUCAAGAGCCCCCUUUACACCCACUUCAUCGAGUCACUGGCGGGACUCACCACUAUUCGUGCCUUUUCCUGGACUCAUGCUACGACAAAUCGAAUGCUUUCUAUAUUAGACAGCGCCCAAAGACCAUACUACCUCCUCCUGUGUAUCCAACGCUGGCUGAGUCUUGUGCUGAACCUGAUUGUGGCCGGCAUAACAUUGCUUCUGGUUGGAGCAUCCGUCGUUCUUCACUCUCACUUGGACCCGGGUCUACUAGGGAUUGCCCUUGUCUUGAUGAUGGAUCUGGGACUGGUUCUAUCAGAGCUGAUCCAAAACUGGACAUUGCUUGAAACGUCACUGGGAGCCAUUUCACGCAUCAAAGAAUUUGCCGAGGAAACCCCUCAUGAAAAGAGUAACAUGGCCACUCAGACUUAUGAUGAAGUCUCGGAAUGGCCGACAAGCGGCGAGGUCGAAUUUUUAGAUGCAGGAAUUGCUUGGAAUUUUGGUGAGACGAAACCUCUACUCAACGGCAUUAAUCUUCGAAUUGGAGCCGGACAGAAGUUUGGCUUGUGUGGCAGAACCGGAAGUGGCAAGAGUACAUUGGCACUGUCCCUCCUUCGUCUCAAUGAGAUUGUAUCCGGCCAAAUCCGCAUUGAUGGACAAGAUAUUUCCUUAGUGCCCGGAUCAUCAAUUCGACAACGCAUUAGCUGUCUCAGCCAAGAACCCUUCAUUUUCCCCGGUACAGUCAAGGAAAAUGCCGAUCCCUUGGGCAAGGUCUUGAAUGCGCAGAUUGUUGCUGCUCUGCAAUCUGUGCGGAUUUGGAGCAUCCUGGCAGCAAGCCACAGUGGUACCGACGAAGAGGUGCUGGAUUCAAAAUUAGAUGACAGCAUCCUAUCCCUGGGCCAGAAGCAGCUGUUCUGUCUUGCCAGAGCUCUGCUGAAGAGGAGCAAGAUAUUGAUUUUGGAUGAGCCAACAAGCAGCCUGGACUCUGAAACAGAUGCCAAGGUACAGAAUGUCAUACGGGAGUCGUUCCAUGGCUGCACCGUAAUAAUGGUGGCGCAUAGAAUCCACACAUUGCUUGACUUCGAUCAGGUUGCUGUUCUGAAAAGUGGUGAAAUUGUGGAGGUCGGAAAUCCUCAUGAUCUACUCGAUAAGCCUGAUGGGGAAUUUUCGAAGCUGCUGAGCCUCGAGCCGUGA